Insectozyma verbasci is the source of this 877-nucleotide messenger RNA. NCBI's taxonomy places the organism in Eukaryota, Fungi, Ascomycota, Pichiomycetes, Serinales, Debaryomycetaceae. The record is from the annotation of a GenBank genome assembly.
AUGAAAACACAAAAUAAAGAUAACAUACCAGAAUCAGAAGGUCAGUAACCAAUUCAUUCACUUUUAUCAUCAUUAUUACUAACAGGUUAUUCUAGAAGAUAGAUUUAAAUUAAAAUGUCGAGAAUUGAAAAGACGAGUUUUAGAAAUUGAAGAAAGUAAUGAAAUUGCAACAAUAGCAUUAAAUCGUACUCAGUCAUCAAUUCGAAGAUUAAGAUUAGAAUACACUAUAUUAUUGGAAAGAUUAGAAACUCGAGUAAAUCAAUUACCUGAUUCACUUAACUCAUUUGAAGAAAUGGCGGGACCUCCAACUCCAGCAAUGUUAGAUGAUUCAAUAGUAAAGUCCAGAAAUGGUAAAAAAGCAACCAAAAGACCAACUAAAUCUACUGACUCAAAGAAUACAAAUUUGGCAAAAAGAGACCCAGAUUUGCCAAAAAGACCCACCAAUGCAUACUUAAUAUUUUGUGAACAAGAAAAAGAAAGAUUAAAAUCUGAUCCAGAUCAUAUACCUCAUGAUUUAUCUAAAAAUAUGACUGAAAAUUGGAAAAAUUUGACUGAAGAAGAUAAAAAACCUUAUUUUAAAUUAUAUGAGGAUGAUAAAAUUAGAUAUCAAAAAGAAAUGGAAGUUUAUAAUCUGAAAAAACACCCGAAUGAAGAUGGUGAAGAUAAGAAAGAUACCAAAAAGCAAAAAGUUAGAAAAGAAGAUGGCGGGGAUGAAACACCAGGUGUUGAACAAGAUACUAGUGUUAUAAUUGAACAUGAACAUGAACAAGAUCAAAAACAUGCACAAGAUCAAAAACAUGUACAAGAACAAUCACAAAUUAAACAAGAAGAAGUUGAUAACAUAGUUAAAAUAGAUCUUGAACCGUCUGUCGAAUAA